GACUGACCUUCUCUCUCCAUCUCCCUCCUCUCCCUCCUUCGAUAUUGAUAUAGUACAAUUAUAAUUCCAACCCACAAAUCCAUGCCCUGACCUCCAACAUAUAACCCACUCAACAUGCCCACCACAACCGACCACCCGCACCAGCAACGAAUCCCCAACCCCCGCCGCCUCCUCAUCCUCUCGCCCUCCUCGCACUCCCCCACCACCAUCCCUCCCUUCCUGCACGCCCUCACCGGAACCCCCGUCCUCGAGCCCCCGUCCACCGCCCCUGCGAACCCGUCCGCUCCCAGUUUCGCCGGCUACACGACCCAUCCGCCGCUGCAGAUCCGGAACAAGUAUUAUGUCGCGGAGGUGCCGGUCUGGGUGGAUGAGAUUGCGCUGGAGACGGACACACGCGGGCUGAAGAAUGAGGGCGAGAAGACGCAGUCCGAGUCCGAGUCCGAGUCGACCCUGGUCCCGUCGAUGUCGACGUCGACGUUAGACACAGGCGCAGAACCAGCACCAGCAACAGCAACAGAACCAAAGCAAGGACAAGAACAGGAACCCCUCACCACCCCCUCGCUCUGGAAAUCCGAGUUCUCGGGCCCCGAGGCCCAGGUCGUUCGCGACGCCGUCGGCGCUGUCGUCAUGUGUAUUCUGAACCCGGACCCGAGCAAGCGCGCCUCCUCGGCUUCCGGGCCAGAGACGGAGACAGAGGAGACACAAUCCCUGAAGGACUUCCUGCGCGCGAUCGGCGACGUGCGCGCGCUGAUCGAAGAGGAGAGAGGCGGGAUGGGCGACGUCCCGGGGUUAGUGGUUCUGGUUGGACCGCAGGGGAAGGCCGCGACGCAGACUCAGAGUCAGAGUCAGAAUACAGACACGGACACGGGCCUGGGUAUGGAUAUGGAUGUUGGGGAGGACGCAGACGAGCCGUUCUCUAUCCCCUGGUGGGAAGACCAGUUGUAUGAGAUGGGGAUGAUCGGGAUGGAGGUUGUGAGUUGGGAUCCGAAGGGUGGGAAGGAGAUGGAGGAGGUGAGGAAUCAAUUUGGAGAGUAUCAAGGCAUGCGGCGCAUUCGAGAAAUUCUCGAGACGCACGACUGGGCGCCGUCGUCGCUUUCCGACGACGAGGAGGACAAGGAUGACCCUGAGGGUGAUGAUAUCGAGAAGAUGCUGCUCGGGGCGGAGGACGAUACGGGCUUUGGGCUGGAGGUUGACGAGCUGGAGCGCGAGAUGGUGGGGUUGCGGUUUGCCAUUGAGCGGGGAGGAGGGAGUGGGAGGGAGGAUUCGCAGGAUGAAGGAGACGACGAGUUGAGGGUGGAUGCGGUCGAGGCGUUGAUGUUGCGCAUGGCUGCUAUUAGGGAUAUGAGUGACGACUUACCCGAGCAUGAACGCAAACGGUUCGCAGCGAAGGCUGUACGAGAUAUCAUGAAGGAGAUCUGAUUCAUAGUAUAUAGUGACCUGGAUAGCUAUUAUGAUUAACUGUACUACUAACUACGAUUAUCAUUAGUAUG
This is a messenger RNA of Aspergillus steynii IBT 23096, 1490 nucleotides long. RefSeq names its product adaptin-binding domain-containing protein. Bases 115 to 1419 code for a protein of 434 amino acids. Gene Ontology annotation, molecular function: protein-macromolecule adaptor activity. The record is from RefSeq and is a predicted model, not a curated record. Gene Ontology annotation, biological process: vesicle-mediated transport. The transcript is spliced from 3 exons. NCBI's taxonomy places the organism in Eukaryota, Fungi, Ascomycota, Eurotiomycetes, Eurotiales, Aspergillaceae.